AUGUAUAAGCGCAACGAACUCCAACUCAGAGUGGGUAUUUUCUUCGCCUCUGCGUCACUCAGUGGCGCAUUUGGCGGUCUUUUGGCCUACGGAAUCGAGAUGAUGGAGGGCGUUUCCGGACAUAAGGGUUGGCAGUGGGUGUUCUUUCUAGAAGGAAUCGGGACGGUUUUGAUCGCCGGCUUUGCUCUAUUUUACCUACCAGCCAGUCUAGAAAAGGCCUCGUUCUUAACGCCUGAGGAGCGCGCGUUCGCCGUGGCCAGGCUGAAAUUUGUUCCCAAGCUGAAUGCUCAACCAGGGUUAGCUCUCGAGGCUCCCGAGAGCUCGAUCUCCUCAAGCGACCAAGCCGAAGCCACGCUCGAUGAUAAGACUGCUCCCACCCCUCGCGACCCUACAAAGUUUGAGAAGGAGAGACAUCUGCCAUUGUUGGAUUCGGAUGGCAAAGUCGCCGACCCUAGUUCAGGGGACACUCAGACAGCUGAGAAAUUCGAAAUGUAUGAAGUCAUUCGCGGUUUCAAGGAGCCCCAGGUCUGGCUCACCGGGAUUGGCUACAUGUCGCUCUGCGUUGGCUUGUAUUCGUAUAGUCUGUUCCUACCAUCGAUUGUGGCUGGGAUGGGAUACCACGGCACACAGGCCCAGCUUUACUCCUCAUUUCCCUAUCUCCCGGCUUCCGGUUUGGUAGUGAUUGUAGCGUUUGCUGCUGACAAACUUCAGCUGAGAGGGCCGAUGGUUGUCAUGCUAUUGCCUCUAACCAUUGUCGGAUACAUCUUGGGCCUUGUCGCCACUACCAACACGGUUCGCUAUGUGGGCGUGUUUUUCAUGGCAGCAGGGAUCUAUCCUUCGGUUCCUUCAAUCCUUUGCAUCCUUCCGAACAACACGGCAGGUCUUACCAAACGAAGCGUCACCACGGCAUUACAACUCAUGAUUGCCAAUUGUGCAGGGUUCAUUGCCACGUUUAUCUACACAUCUGAUCAAGCUCCACAAUACAAGAAAGGACACUCGAUUGCACUCGCAUUCACCUGUUUGGCCUGGCUGAUGUUGGGAUCCAACUCGGUCUAUUGCGCUUGGGAAAACAAAGCUAGGGCCGCUGGUCGGAGAGACUCCAACGUGCAGAAAUAUCAGGAUUUGGUCCAAAAGGGAAUUACUUCGGCCCCUAUCGGUGAUCGGGCUCCCAACUUCAAACUGACACUCUAG
Puccinia graminis f. sp. tritici CRL 75-36-700-3 is the source of this 1191-nucleotide messenger RNA. RefSeq lists its product as uncharacterized. Gene Ontology annotation, biological process: transmembrane transport. The record is from RefSeq and is a predicted model, not a curated record. The transcript has 8 exons. Gene Ontology annotation, cellular component: membrane. Gene Ontology annotation, molecular function: transmembrane transporter activity. Bases 1 to 1191 code for a protein of 396 amino acids. NCBI's taxonomy places the organism in Eukaryota, Fungi, Basidiomycota, Pucciniomycetes, Pucciniales, Pucciniaceae.